AUGCCCUCGCAGCCGGUGCUUCCCCCCCCCCCCCCCCCGCUGGCAGCUGCCCCCCUCCCCCCGCGGCUGUCCGUCGUAUCUAAGUCAUUCCUUAUUGUUAAAGCUCGGCGCUUCCCCCGGACGCUCGCUCGUCCGUCUCCGCGCUAUGUAAGAGCGUCUCCCGGGAGAGGCUCGGGGAAUGUAGAGACGAGCUUGAGCAAGGAUUCAGCUCCGGGCGAGGACACGCCGAUACAAAUAUUAAGUACACUUAUCACAUCGAGCGGCGACCGCUCCUACCGCUAA
Danaus chrysippus (African queen) is the source of this 282-nucleotide messenger RNA. The record is from the annotation of a GenBank genome assembly. NCBI's taxonomy places the organism in Eukaryota, Metazoa, Arthropoda, Insecta, Lepidoptera, Nymphalidae.